Messenger RNA from Daldinia vernicosa, 639 nucleotides. RefSeq lists its product as uncharacterized. The transcript is spliced from 2 exons. The coding region runs from base 1 to 639 and encodes 212 amino acids. The record is from RefSeq and is a predicted model, not a curated record. NCBI's taxonomy places the organism in Eukaryota, Fungi, Ascomycota, Sordariomycetes, Xylariales, Hypoxylaceae.
AUGAAUCGCAAAAACAAUCCAGAACCAUCUCAACUUACAACUACUACCCGUCCCCGUCUGGAAAAUAAAAAUGGCCGGACGCCUUUGCCAGAGGCACCCAGUGUUCUUCGCAAGAGAGCUGCUAUGAACAAUGCAGCCAUCACCUCCAAGGAUGUCAUCCCCAGCCCUAUCACACCUAGUCUUGAUUCCGAACCAACUGCUAGUCCUAGCUCCGUUGUCUCAAGCCAAACGGUCAGCCACAGUUCACAACCCUCUAUCAAUUCCCAAACUUCAACUACUAAUUCAACAUCGGAAGAUGAGAGUACGAAGCCCUCUGGCUCAGAUGAUACAGAUACCUUCGUGUUUGCUGGCGUUAGGGGGCGUGUUAUCACUAUCAAGGGCGAGGAGCGCUUCUUCUGUAUCAAAUGCAAACGACACUACAGUUACUAUAGAAGAAGUGUUGCCACCCAUUACAACCAUGCUCACGACUCUUCCUCCAGCUUCUCGCGUCUACGAGCUCCCUUACCUGAACUGAUUCCUUGUUCGGAAGAUGGUUGCAGCUCAACCUUUAACACGAAGCAGGCUAUUAUCAAUCAUCAUCGCCAUGUUCACGGAUAUAAGGGGAAGUCGGGCCCCAUCCUAGCUCUUUACGGUUUCUGA